AUGGUUGGACUGCUGAAGGAGAGCAGCGCAGAGCUGGAGGGGUUUGCCGUCUCCGCAAUACACACCGUACUGCUGCUCUGGUGCGGGAGAGCGGACGAGGCUGCAAUGAAGCACGGAAGUUACUUUGAGGUGCUCCGUCACUCACUGCUUCUUCACCUGCUACACACACUUGAUAGUUUGUGUGUAUCUGCUUUGGGAGGCGGUGAACAGUCCGAAAGCGUGCUGAGGCUGCGGCUUCUCCUUUGGGUUUCGUUGAAGGAGCUGUGCUUGGAAGCUGUCGACGGCGGUGAUGAACCCCACAGGCCGUGGAGGAGUGGGGUGCUGCAAGAAAGCAAGGCUGUAGAGAGACGCUUGGCGUGUGAGACAUUUUUGGGCAUGGCGGGCGCCGUAUAUCAGCAGCACGUGGGGUAUCGCGUCGUGGCUUGCGACGGAGUUUCUUCUUCCGCAUUGCCGCUAUUGAAAGGAAAAUGA
Messenger RNA from Trypanosoma conorhini, 471 nucleotides. RefSeq lists its product as uncharacterized. The coding region runs from base 1 to 471 and encodes 156 amino acids. NCBI's taxonomy places the organism in Eukaryota, Euglenozoa, Kinetoplastea, Trypanosomatida, Trypanosomatidae. The transcript has a single exon. The record is from RefSeq and is a predicted model, not a curated record.